AUGCAGUGGGCACGACAAAAAGGAUUCCCAUGGAGCGUGGACAUCGUCAAAACAUCCGAAAAAGCUGCCGUAAAUGGGCAGCUGGAAAUGCUGCAAUGGCUGCAUGCAAAUGGUUGUCCAUGGGAUGCAUCGACAUGUGCUUGGGCUGCUAAAAAUGGACACUUGGAAAUUUUGAAGUGGGCUCGUGCAAAUGGUUGUCCAUGGGAUGCAAGCACAUGUGGGUGGGCUGCUCAAGGUGGACAUUUGGAAAUUUUGAAGUGGGCUCGUCAAAAUGGUUGUCCGUGGCAUUCAUCAACAUGCGGGUGGGCUGCUGAAAACGGACAUUUGGAACUCUUGAUUUGGGCUCACGAAAAUGGUUGUCUGUGGAAUGAAGGGGUAUACACAGCCGCUGCUGGGAGAGGACAUUUUGAAAUGCUACAGUGGGCUCAUGAAAAUGGUUGUCCAUGGGAUGCAAACACAUGCUCCUCCGCUGCUCGAGGUGGACAUUUUGAAGUUUUAAAGUGGGCUCGUGCCAAUGGUUAUCCGUGGGAUGCAUGGACAUGUACUUUGGCUGCAACAAAUGGAAAUCUUGAAAUCUUAAUAAAGUGGGCUCGUGAAAAUGGUUGUCCAUGGGAUGAAUUGACAUGUCAAUAUGUGGCGCAAUGGGGACAUUUGGCAGUUUUAAAGUGGGCUCAUGAAAAUGGUUUGUCCAUGGGAUGCAGACACAUGUGGGUGGGCUGCUCGAUUUGGACAAUUGGAAUUCUUGAAGUGGGCUCGUGA
This is a messenger RNA of Seminavis robusta, 759 nucleotides long. Lineage: Eukaryota; Bacillariophyta; Bacillariophyceae; Naviculales; Naviculaceae. The record is from the annotation of a GenBank genome assembly.